GUAUUGAGCGAGGCACCGGGACGUCGGCGGCUGGCGGAGCCGGGCGGGCGAAGCUGGAGCGGCGGUGGCGGCGGCGUAGGGAGGCCGGGGCCGGGGCUGAGGCCGCGGCCGGGUCUGCGAGGCCCUUGGGGCGGCAGGCGGCGGCGGCCCGGGGCUCGAGCCCGGAGGCAGGAGCAGCCGCCAUGGCCGAGAGCAUCAUAAUUCGUGUCCAGUCCCCGGAUGGAGUGAAGCGGAUCACAGCAACAAAGAGAGAAACAGCAGCAACAUUUUUGAAAAAGGUUGCAAAGGAGUUUGGCUUCCAAAAUAAUGGCUUCUCGGUUUACAUCAAUAGAAACAAGACCGGAGAGAUAACAGCCUCCUCCAACAAAUCCCUCAACUUGCUAAAAAUCAAGCAUGGCGAUUUGUUGUUCCUGUUUCCCUCGAGCCUUGCUGGGCCCUCAUCUGAAAUGGAGACGUCAGUUCCACCGGGCUUCAAAGUCUUUGGCGCUCCCAACGUGGUGGAGGAUGAGAUUGAUCAGUACCUCAGCAAACAGGACGGGAAGAUUUACAGAAGCCGAGACCCACAGCUAUGCCGCCACGGCCCUUUGGGGAAAUGCGUGCACUGCGUCCCUCUAGAGCCAUUCGAUGAGGACUAUCUAAACCAUCUCGAGCCUCCCGUGAAGCACAUGUCCUUCCACGCCUACAUCCGGAAGCUGACUGGAGGGGCUGACAAGGGGAAGUUUGUUGCCCUGGAGAACAUCAGCUGCAAGAUUAAGUCAGGGUGCGAGGGGCACCUCCCGUGGCCGAAUGGCAUCUGUACUAAGUGCCAGCCGAGCGCCAUCACGCUGAACAGACAGAAGUACAGGCAUGUGGACAAUAUCAUGUUUGAGAAUCACACCGUCGCUGACCGCUUUCUUGACUUCUGGAGAAAGACAGGGAACCAGCAUUUUGGGUACUUAUACGGACGGUACACGGAGCACAAAGACAUUCCCCUUGGCAUCAGGGCUGAAGUGGCUGCGAUUUAUGAGCCACCUCAGAUUGGUACACAGAACAGCUUGGAGCUUCUUGAGGAUCCAAAAGCUGAAGUGGUCGAUGAAAUUGCUGCCAAACUUGGCCUGCGGAAGGUUGGCUGGAUAUUUACAGACCUCGUCUCAGAAGAUACCCGAAAGGGUACCGUCCGCUACAGUCGAAAUAAGGACACCUAUUUCCUAAGUUCAGAAGAGUGCAUCACUGCAGGAGACUUCCAGAACAAGCAUCCCAACAUGUGCCGGCUCUCUCCAGACGGACAUUUUGGAUCCAAGUUUGUUACUGCAGUGGCUACAGGUCUCUCUCUUGCAGGUGGUCCUGACAACCAAGUCCACUUUGAAGGGUACCAGGUGUCCAAUCAGUGUAUGGCACUGGUCCGUGAUGAGUGUUUGCUGCCAUGCAAGGACGCCCCGGAGCUUGGCUACGCCAAGGAGUCUAGCAGUGAGCAGUACGUGCCUGAUGUGUUUUAUAAGGACGUAGACAAGUUUGGCAACGAGAUCACCCAGCUGGCCCGGCCCCUGCCUGUGGAGUAUCUCAUCAUAGACAUCACAACAACUUUCCCCAAGGAUCCAGUUUACACUUUUUCUAUUUCGCAAAAUCCAUUUCCUAUUGAAAACCGGGAUGUAUUGGGUGAGACACAGGACUUCCAUAGCUUGGCCACCUAUUUGUCUCAGAAUACCUCAUCUGUGUUCUUGGAUACCAUCUCAGAUUUCCACCUCUUGCUGUUCCUGGUCACCAAUGAAGUUAUGCCUCUGCAGGACAGCAUCAGCUUGCUGCUGGAGGCCGUGCGGACCAGAAAUGAGGAGCUCGCCCAGACAUGGAAGAGGUCUGAGCAGUGGGCCACCAUCGAGCAGCUGUGCACCUCCCGAGUAGCUGGGAUUACAGAUGUGUACCACCACACCUGGCGUUGCCAUCUUUAUGCACAGUUGGCGGGCAGCUCCCAGGUCUCCAUGAGUACGGCGCCGUCGGGGGCUCCACACACACGGCCACUGCAGCCAUGUGGGCCUGUCAGCACUGCACGUUCAUGAACCAGCCAGGCACAGGCCACUGCGAGAUGUGCAGCCUCCCCAGGACCUAGGGCGCCUGCCCUCUGCUGGCUAGGACCGGGCCCAGCCCAGCCCUUCCUGAAGCCAGAAGCGUUGCUGAGUGUGUUCCCUGUAACUGCCCCAUAGUGGGCAGCCCUGGAGGAACAAGGGGCUGGCUGUCCUGGGCUCCCUGACCCACUGAAGCUUCUCAGCACGUUCCUCCCUGGAGAGCGGGCGCCACGGCUGGUAUUCUGCAGGCUGAAUGCAGUCUCCAGACUGGAAACGCAGAGCGGCUCCUCACGCCUAAUCCUGUUGACAAGUCCCCCGCCGUGUUGGAAAGACCUCUCGCCUCUACGUGGCACCUGGAAUUGGGGCGCACAGGGAGGGGCCGAUGCUGCCACCACCCAGCCUUCUCUUUAUUUUCAGUGCUUUUUGUUUGGCCUCCCUGCCCCCAUGUUUUUCUGGCUGGGAGCUCUUGGUUACCCCCUUGUCUGACUGCUUGGUGGCAGGCACCCUGCCUGUGAGGGCCACUUUCCUCUUCUAGUAGCUGUUGUCUGGUGGGGACGCAGUGGCCCUGGACACGGCUCCCCUCUGCAGGUCUGCAGGUCGGUUUGCUGCCUGCCCUCCUCCUCUCACCCGAUGUCCAGGUGGGAUUUUAAAGUCUGCAUUGGUUAUAAUAACAGUUAUCAGUAAUUCCUGCCCAGAAGACUUUUAUUUAUUUUUUUUUAAGAUAAAAACUGCACAAAAGGGGAGUGAGAGAGACUAGUUUCCACAUCCUUCCCUCCUUUAGUGAAGCCCCCGAGGUUGUGUCCAGGGUGAUGAGUGUGGACGGGGGCACCAGUCAGUUCUCCCUUGAAGUAAACCUCAGUGCCUGAGACUUUUCUACCAAGCCACACAGCUGCAGCAACUGCAGAUACUGCGGGCUGAGCAGGAGCAGUGGUGGCGCCUGCCCUGAGGCUGCCCUGCGAUGGCCUGGGUGGGAGAGCUGGGUCACCGGUGCCGAUGCUCUGGCCCUCCCCAAUACGCUGCUUCGUCCCACUGCACCGCCUGGCUGAGGGCGUUAGGGGCUGUGCCUCUUGUGAGGGCCAUUUGGGACCUCCCUGGGGCACUGCACAAUUGAUAGUGUACCAAUAGAGGGAGACUGGGCGAUCUGGAACAGCACGUGGUGGGGUCCUGCUUGUGUGCUCUGCGUUCCUCUGUGGCGUGGCCAGGCCGGGGCAUGGCUCUUACCCGGGGAGUGGUGGGCAUCUCGAUGCUUCUUUGCCUUAAUGAUGGCCACAUCUGGGCUGCUCUGCACCCACGGGAGAGGCUGGCCCAGCUGCAGACUGCUUAGGGACUUCUGUGUCCAUCCUGGGGGGUAAGCCCACGUGACCCACAUUCUUGGCACUAUGAACAGAGAACAUUUGCCUGUUGGCUUCUGAAGUGGUCAGGGCCAUGGCUGACACCUCCAGGUCCGCCUGGCAUGGGACACCAAGUGGAAGGCCCAAGCAGCUCAUCUGCUCUUGGGACCAGGGGCCAGUUGGGUUGGGUCUGGUCACGGCAGAGCUAUUGUGGAGGGUCAGGAAGGGUGGAGAGGAGCUGGGUUGAAGCGGACUGCUGCGGAUGCAACUCCCAGCUUGCCCACCGCGGGCUGUCUGCUCUCCCUCCUAGCAGCUGUCACACUGAAGUUUUGUCCUCUGCUGUCUCCUCUGGUCCUGAGAUGAGCUGUGAGCCUAGGUGGCCAAGGCUUCCUGCAUUGCUUCCCUGUGAGUCCAAGGCCUUCCCCCACCACUGGGCAGAGGCUGGACAGCACGGACUUCUAGAGAGAGCCGCGUUGCCAGUUCCUCUCCCACUCGCUCGUCCUUAUCCACCACGCUAUUAUAGUUUCCGUUGUCCUCCACCAGCAUUUCCCUUACUCUGAAGUUCCGGCAUUCACAUCAUUCAUGUUUUCUUUUGUCUUUUAGCUAAAGGAAAAGCAUUGGCGAUUUGUCUGAUUCUGGUUUUGAGUUACUCUUUGUUCAGUAAUGCACUUUAUUUUAUUGUCCAAAGAGAGUCAGAGCUAAGCAUACAGGCUUGGGGGUGAGCCCUGCUGUGAGAGUUCAGGCCCUGGGAGGCUCAGCCACCUCCUCUUGUGGGAAGGAGGUCUCAGCCCCACCUCGCAUCUUCACCUGCCCUUGGUGUGGACACACCCUCUCAUGCUACCAGCACCAUAAUCCAGUGGGGGUGACUGGGUGCACACCUGCCCAGGUGAACACAGCGGCUGCCAGUCUCCUGGUCCCGAGAGGAGGUGGGGCCUGGCCCUGGCUCCCUCCAACCAGCUGCUCCUGGGACACAGGUGCUCCUGCUUCGGCUCUGUUUCGGCUCACAGGUGUGCAUCACUGGGCUUGGAUUUGCAUUACAUUGACCCCAGCCCUGCAGUGGAACCUAAUAAAAGCGCCUGAAGCAACU
This is a messenger RNA of Homo sapiens (human), 4457 nucleotides long. RefSeq names its product NPL4 homolog, ubiquitin recognition factor (gene NPLOC4). Gene Ontology annotation, cellular component: cytosol; UFD1-NPL4 complex; VCP-NPL4-UFD1 AAA ATPase complex. Gene Ontology annotation, molecular function: ubiquitin binding; K63-linked polyubiquitin modification-dependent protein binding; ATPase binding. The transcript has 18 exons. Lineage: Eukaryota; Metazoa; Chordata; Mammalia; Primates; Hominidae. Gene Ontology annotation, biological process: ERAD pathway; retrograde protein transport, ER to cytosol; Golgi organization. The record is from RefSeq and is a predicted model, not a curated record. Bases 183 to 2033 code for a protein of 616 amino acids.